CCCCUCCCUCACUUGGCAACUCUGCGAGGAGAGGAGAGCUCCAUUCCUUGGAUGGUGAGCCUGAGCUGAGACAAUGAGGGAGGUCAAUCGCCAGUCCUUCUGGAGGGCAGUGCUGGCCGAGUUCCUGGGGAUGACCAUCUUCGUCUUCCUCAGCAUCGGCUCGGCCACGAAGUGGACGGGGAGCCACAUCCCCGCCGACGUCGUGCAGAUCGCCCUCACCUUCGGCCUGUCCAUCGCCACGCUCGCCCAGUGCCUGGCGCACAUCAGCGGCGCGCAUCUCAACCCCGCCGUCACCUUCGGCCUGCUGGUGGGCUGCCAGAUCAGCCUGGUGCGAGCGGCCGCCUACAUCGGCGCCCAGGUGCUGGGCGGGGUGGCCGGCAGCGCCAUCCUCCUCGGGCUCACUCCGCCGUCCAGGAACAGCACGCUCGGACUCAACGCGCUGUCGGAUGGCGUGACCCCGGGGCAGGGUCUGGGCGUGGAGUUGAUCAUCACCUUCCAGCUGGUCCUCUGUGUCUUCGCCACCACGGACAAGAGGCGCUCUGACCUGUCCGGCUCCGGGCCGCUGGCGAUCGGGCUCUCCGUCGCCAUUGGGCACCUGAUGGCGAUCGGCUUCACUGGGUGUGGGAUGAAUCCUGCUCGGUCCUUCGGUCCGGCGGCCGUUACCGGCGAUUUCAGAAAUCACUGGCUCUACUGGGUGGGCCCCAUCAUCGGAGGAGCAUCCGCCGCCAUUCUCUAUGACUUCGUGCUGACCAACCGCUACCAGCAGUCGUCCGACCGGCUCAAGGUGUUGACCAGCGGUAUGAGCGAGGAGUAUGAAGUGGAGGAAGAUCAAGACAGAGCGAGGAUGGAGAUGAAGCCGAGAUAGAGGCAUGCCGACAGAGCGAGGGAUGGGGGAGGAUCUUCCCAGUGGUGCUAGGGGAGGGCAGGGUUCAUGGGAAUUGCUUCUGACUGGGUUAAAUUCUGAGUGGGGUUGGUGGGUGCAGUCUUGACUGGGUUGAAUUCUGGCAAGGUUUAUGGGUGGGCCAACUUGGGGGCAUAGUUUUGACUGGGUUAAAUUGUGGGUACGUUGUUUGGGUGGAGUUUAAAAUGGUUUAAAUUUUGGGUGGAGUUUUGAUUGGAUUAAAUUGUGGGUGGGGUUAGAUACAGAGUUUUGAUUGGUUUAAGUUGUGGGUGGGCAGAGUUUUGACUAGGUUGAGAUUGUGGGUGGGGUCUUUGGUUGCAGUUGGGGACAGAGUUUCGGAUGGGUUAAACUGCGGGUGCCAAUUGAGAGUGGGUGGAUGUUUUGGUGUGCAGUGUUGAGGUUGGGUCGGGGGGGGGGGGGAGCAAAGCUUUGGCUCAUUUAAAUUGUGGUAGGCUUUGUUGGUUGGUGGAGUUUCAGCUGGUUUAAACUGCGGCCAGAGUUUUUGGUGGUUGGACAGUUCUAGAGGAGUUGUUGGGUGUUGGGGGGUGUGGAAUAAAAUGAGAUGGGGAAGGAUUGCGAUAACAAUAGGUGAAGAGCCAUUCAUACAGAUCAUAUCAUUCCAUAUGCAAGUGGAUCGAGGUGGUAAAAAGCAAACAGAGUAGCGUGUCACAGUUGAAGUGUAGGCAGACAAAUUAAGUGCCUAAUGCUCUAGCUUGAGAGAUCAAAAACCCAUCCUUUAGAGCAGGGGUUCCUCUCGGUUCAUAGUGAGGUUUCAUGGCAAAGAAAAGGUUGGGAACCCCCUCUAGGGCAUGAGAGAUCCAUUCAAGGGACUAAUCGGAUAGCUUUUCACAGAAACAAUGGGCUGAAUGGCCUUGUCUUGUGGUAAAGACAGAAUGCUGGAAACACUCAGCAGGUCAGACAGUAUCUGUGGAGAAGGAAACAAUCAGCGUUUCACUUAGAUGACGCUUCAUCAGGAAAAAAGCACAUAAAUUAGUCUAGGAAUACAGGGUCUUUGAGCUGAAACAUUCACUGUUUCUCUUCACGGACAGGCUGAUGACCCAAUGAGUGUUUCCAACAACUUCUGGUUUUUAUUUCAGAUUUCCAGCAUCUGCAGUUGUUUAGUUUGACUCUGUUGUACAAAACCAAACACAAAGCUAUGCAAAACAAUCAGGAAUCAGUAUUGAAUAAAUAAGCUAAUUCUAUAUUCUUUCGUUAGCUAUUACUCUCAGAAUAAUUUUACUGUGUUAUUCUACAAAUGGAGGGUGGGGAUGAGAGCAGGAAUAUAACAGGGUGGGGGGUAGUGAUGGAGGGAGGAGGGUGGGGAGUGAGUUUGGGGCAGAACGUGCUUGGUAUACAGAGCCUCGAACAUUCACCAGAGCACAGCCACUGCCUCUGCCUCAAUGUCGCCCUCCACUGGCGGCCUCUGGUUAUCCUACUGAUUGGUAAAUAAGACUGUCAAAUAUUCUCUGUCACUCAAUGGCCACUCUAUCAGGAACAGGAGUGAAACCCCAUGUGGUUUCUGCUGCUUCAGCCCAUCCGCUGUAUCAAGGUUCGACAUGUUGUGCCUUUGGCACACCAGCUUUGUAAUGAGUUCCUGUAGCCUUCCUGUCAGCUUGAACCAGUCUGACCUCCCUCAUCAACAAGGCAUUUUCACCCACAGAAAUGCCACUUGCUGGAUUUUUUUUAUUUUUUGCACCAUUCUCUGUAAACUCUGGAGCAGGGGUUCCCAACCUUUUUUAUGUCAUGGACCCCUACCAUUAACCGAGGGGUCUGUGGACCCCAGGCUGGGAACCCCAGGUAUAGACACUGUUGUGAGUGAAAAUCCCAGGAGAUCAGCAGCUUCUGAGAUACUCAAACCACCCCAUCUGGCACCAACAAUCAUUCCACGAUCUAAGUCACUUAGAUCACAUUUCUUCCCCAUUCAGAUGUUUGGUCCAAACAACAACUGAACCUCUUGACCAUGUCUGCAUGCUUUUAUGCAUUGAGUUGCUGCCACGUGAUUGGCUGAUUAGAUAUUUGCAUUAACGAGCAGGUGUACCUAAUAAAGUGGCCACUGAGCAUACACAUAGAAAGUACAUAACAAGCAACUGAAACCUUCUGAUUUUUGUCAUCUCUGAUUUGUGUAUAAUUAAAUGUGUAGAGGAUGUUGGUGAUACUACAGCAGUCAGAAGCUCAAUCCCAUGGAUGGACCAAUUAACCCCUGAGUGUAAAUAGGCUUUACAAACGCCAUAGCCACUUUAGCCACUAACACCUGAGUGGAGAAUUUGUUAUUCUUCCCACGGACGCUGCCUGACCUGCUGAGUUUUUCCAGCAUGUUGUAUUCCUAAUGUUAGAUUUCUAAUAUCAGCAUUCUUUCCAAUAUGCUGUUUAUGUAUUGUUUAAUUCUCUCUGUAUAUUCUACCCUUUGCAUAUAGACUCUAUUUAUUGAAAUAAUUCUCAUUUCAUUUUGUUACUCAAAUAAAAAUAUGUCCAGUUA
Molecule: messenger RNA, 3377 nt
Organism: Hypanus sabinus (Atlantic stingray)
Lineage: Eukaryota; Metazoa; Chordata; Chondrichthyes; Myliobatiformes; Dasyatidae
Product: aquaporin FA-CHIP-like
Exons: 4
Coding region: 74-865 (263 amino acids)
Biological process (GO): carbon dioxide transmembrane transport; hyperosmotic response; renal water transport
Cellular component (GO): membrane
Molecular function (GO): carbon dioxide transmembrane transporter activity; ammonium channel activity; water channel activity
Source: RefSeq, a predicted model, not a curated record